AUGAAGUUCAGCGCCGCCAUCAUCACCUCGCUUCUCGCUACGAGCGCAGUGGCUUUUGACAAGUGGCAACCCUGGGGCAAGCGUGAUUAUGCCUGCGUGAACGUCUACCAGGGCGUGCCCGACAACUCGACCGUGACGGCUGGUCAGACAGUCCACCUGCGCUUCGACCGCAAGCCCACAUCCCACUGCGCCGACCCUUUGAGCAAGUACGCCGCUGACAAGUACAGCGUGUGGCUGUACAACAACCCCGUCCGUAAUCUGGACACUAUCCACUUCGACCAGCGCAUUCAGAUCGCUAGUGGAAUCAACGGAUCCGCUGGUAUGGUCGAUGUGACUAUCCCCAAGAAGUUGCCCCAGGUCAGGGACGGGUCUGUUUGGUACCUGAGAAUUGACACUUCGCUUUCGAGUGCUCCCCAGAUGCCCACUAUCUACAACGCCGCCGGACCCUUCACAAUUACUGCUUAG
Messenger RNA from Penicillium maclennaniae, 465 nucleotides. RefSeq lists its product as uncharacterized. The record is from RefSeq and is a predicted model, not a curated record. Lineage: Eukaryota; Fungi; Ascomycota; Eurotiomycetes; Eurotiales; Aspergillaceae. The coding region runs from base 1 to 465 and encodes 154 amino acids. The transcript has 3 exons.